GUUUCUUAGAACUUGAUUCUCAGAACUGGUGAUGCACGAAGUUUCCAGGAAAGUUUUAUAAGAUUCUGACAUCAUGGCCUCAUUGGCAGAUGGCUGCAUUCAAUUCACCCGCCAUGCUGGUGAUGUUCUGCUCAACUUCAACCGACUCCGCAGUAGAAAUAUCCUGACAGAUGUCACAAUCCAGAUUGACGGUCAGCGCUUCUGCGCUCACAGGGCAGUCCUCGUGGCCUGCAGUGGGCUCUUUUACUCCAUAUUCACCGACCCCCUGAAGAGUAACCUGAGUGCCAUCAGCCUGGACCCCACGGUGGACCCUGAUGGUUUUGCCAUCCUGCUGGACUUCAUGUACACCUCCACCCUGACCCUGAAGGACAGCCUGGUUUUGGUUACCAUGAACACAGCGUCAUACCUCCAGAUGGAACAUGUGGUGGACACCUGCCGCAGAUUCAUCAAGUCCAGAGAGCAGUCUGUGACUCUGCAGAGAGAUGAGGGACUGACCAGCCCGAUGCGUCUCUCUCAGGACCUCCCUGCUUUCAGGGCUCUGGAUGGGUUGGCGACCAGCCCCAGCCACACAUCCAUGUCUCCCCUCAGAGACCGGAGGAGCUACUGCCCCAGUGUAUUCACUGGUAUCAAUGCUUCGGGUAGCUCCCACCACGUCCAUGGAAAACACGUCCCAUUGCCCAUCGGAAAGCUGCCAGACGCCCUCAAUUUCAGUGACCUCCACAAAGGGGAUUCCGUCUCUCAGAAACUCUUCUCUCCCGCGAAUCGCACAGAGGCCACCACCAUCAUCCACCACCCUCUUUCAUCCCAGUCCUCAUCCUCCUCCGUUACGAUCCUCCGCCCUCUCCCCUGUUCCAACCGCCCGUCGGGGCCCUUCAUGGGGCUCCAGGGACCUAAACACCGAGGGGCCUCCCCCAUGGAGGAGGACAGCAUCCAGCCCCCCCAGCCAGACUCCCUCAGCCUGUCCCCAGGCUGCAGCAAAGGGGUGAUCUGCAGCCCGCAGAGCCCCCUCCGCUCUGACUGCCAGCCCAACUCCCCCACCGAGUCCAGCGGCUGCAGCAGGAAUGCAACCCAGCCCUCUGGCUGCUCCCAGGAGCCCAAGGCCCGCAACUGGAAGAAGUACAAGUUCAUCGUGAUGAACCAGACCUCCAGGGAGAAGGAGGAGGACGAGGCCCAGGGAGGGAGUGUUGAGGCUGGGGACUGCACCCCUCUUCAGGACUCUAACAGGACUAAUGGAUCAGAAGGACCGAUGAAGGAGCUGCAGGCUGCAGAGAUGGUCAACGUGCACGGAGAACAGAUCCUUGUCCCACAGGCCAGCCAUCACAACAUUAGCCAACUGAGAUGCUCCUCCUGUGGUACAGAUGCCCCCCAGCACCUGGUGGUGUGUCCCCGCUCCCCUGGCACCUACAGCGGGGAGGACAAUGAGCUGCACUCUGAGUACUCCGACUCAAGCGGUGAGAAUGGUUCCAACUUCUGCAACUUCUGCAACUCAAAGUUUACGGAAGCGGACUCCCUGAAAGGCCACAUGCUCCAGGUCCAUGCUGACAAGCCAUACAAGUGUGACCGGUGCCAGGCUGCCUUCCGUUACAAAGGGAACCUAGCCAGCCACAAGACUGUCCACACCGGCGAGAAACCGUACCGCUGUAACAUCUGCGGCGCUCAGUUCAACCGGCCGGCCAACCUCAAGACCCACACCCGCAUCCACUCAGGAGAAAAGCCAUACAAGUGUGAAACGUGUGGCUCUCGCUUCAUACAGGUCGCGCACCUCCGUGCCCACGUGCUGAUCCAUACGGGGGAGAAGCCGUAUCCCUGUGAGAUCUGUGGGACGCACUUCCGCCAUCUUCAGACCCUCAAGAGCCACUUACGGAUCCACACGGGAGAAAAGCCCUACCACUGCGAGAAAUGUGACCUCCACUUUCGCCACAAGAGCCAGUUGAGGCUGCAUCUUCGGCAGAAGCACGGCGCGGUCACCAACACCAAGGCUCAGUACCGCCGGGCGAACACGGACAUGCUCGUUGGCUUGGCCAAGGCCUGCUGAAUGGACACUGGGAAGAUGGAAUUUGAUUGGCAGACAACCGUCUUACGUUGUCGUAGUAACACAUCAUAGCGUCUUAGAACCACACUGUCAGAGAUUGUUGUGUUUGUUGGCAAAUGGCAGAUGGCUUCCCUCCAAAUGUGAACAUAGAACCAUAUUGUAUAAUUCAUAGCCAUUUUACUUUUAUGUUUGUAUAGAAGUCCGGUACGUGUUGAUGGAAUGUACAUUUAGAAAAUUAUAGUUUUGGAAUAUGAAUUCUUAUAUCGGGUAAUACUUUAUUCCUGAAUGUUUUCAAUUGAAGGACAGUGUUCUUUUAGAAGACACUCAAAACUGUUAGAGAAUGAGAAACACUGUUACAUUGGUACAAUUAUAUUAUAAAGUAUACUGGGGCAUGUUCAGCUGAAGAUAAGCUAAUUUAUUAUCCAGUUAUUUGUAGUUUCUUAUAUCUUGUAUAUUGUGUAUAUAUAUAUAUAUAUAUAUAUAUAUAUGUAAUAUCUAUCCAGAUUGCCCUCUGCUGGCAGAGUAUAUGUCUGUAAUUACUAAGGUACAGCCGCUUUUGUCUUUCUACCUAGUGAAAGUUUGUUAUUGCGUCUGUCAUUUGGUCAAAAUAAUAUAUUAUUCGACACGGGUACAUAUGCAAUGUAUUCAAGGUGCCUUACACUAAGUUGUUUUUUUUGUUUAUUUUUGUCCAUUCAGUUCAUUACCGCAAAGUCCUACGUCAGCACUUUCUACUGUAUUUGUUUUGUCUGCUUUUUGUCUCAAGCCAACAAGCUGUAAAUACACCAGCUGUCAAGCUACAAGUCCUCAGGACCAUUAUCAGCAUUUGUCUUUGUAAACUGCAGAGCUUUAUGUGAAAUAGAAAUAAAGGAAUUUGUUAUGAAAACACGA
Messenger RNA from Salmo salar (Atlantic salmon), 2920 nucleotides. RefSeq names its product B-cell lymphoma 6 protein homolog. NCBI's taxonomy places the organism in Eukaryota, Metazoa, Chordata, Actinopteri, Salmoniformes, Salmonidae. Gene Ontology annotation, molecular function: protein binding; DNA-binding transcription factor activity, RNA polymerase II-specific; RNA polymerase II cis-regulatory region sequence-specific DNA binding. Gene Ontology annotation, biological process: regulation of transcription by RNA polymerase II. The record is from RefSeq and is a predicted model, not a curated record.